AUGUCUUCAAACACCAACACCAACUCUUCCAACAACACCGGCGAGCCCAACAAGACUACUGGGCAAUACCACUCGUUGAAGGGAACUGUGGUCGAGACCAUCGGAGACCUCACUGGUGCCACGUCCUGGUCACAAUCAGGCAAAGAGGAGCAUGCACAGGGCGAGACCGAGUACAACGCCGCCCAGGCGAAACAGUACGCCGAGGGAACCGCCGAUCGCUUAGCGGGAAAGGCGGAUGCUGUUCUCGGUGCCAUCUCCGGCGAUCGCCAGCAAGAGCUAUCAGGCAAUGCUCAGCACGACAAGGGCCAAGCUCAGCAGGAAAUAAACAAGCCCGCUGUCUAA
Molecule: messenger RNA, 342 nt
Organism: Fibroporia radiculosa
Lineage: Eukaryota; Fungi; Basidiomycota; Agaricomycetes; Polyporales; Fibroporiaceae
Exons: 3
Coding region: 1-342 (113 amino acids)
Source: RefSeq, a predicted model, not a curated record